This is a messenger RNA of Balearica regulorum gibbericeps (East African grey crowned-crane), 1065 nucleotides long. NCBI's taxonomy places the organism in Eukaryota, Metazoa, Chordata, Aves, Gruiformes, Gruidae. The record is from RefSeq and is a predicted model, not a curated record.
AUGGCUAUCAUGGAUGUGAGUGAGGCCCCGACUCAGCCAGGAAAGAUGAAGGAAGGAAGAAAGAAGGGAUGUUCCUUACCUUUAACCUUUAUCUUGCUGCUCAUCGGUAUCACUGGGCAUGCAACUACUGACUUGGAUGAUGGCGAAGAAGAGGAUGUUCUAGGUGCUGCUUUGCCACCACUGAAACUAGGGCAUUCAGUCUGUGCCAUGAAAGCAGAUGAAGGCCCAUGCAAAGCAAUCCAUGUGCGCUAUUACUUCAAUAUUCAAAGCCAUGAGUGUGAAAUGUUUGAAUAUGGUGGAUGCCAUGGCAAUGAGAACAACUUUCUAUCACUGGAAGAAUGUCAGCAGAAGUGUGUGGUAACAGAAUUGCCUCUGAAGAUGAUGUUAGCAAAAAUUAAGAAAGAAAAGCCUGACUUCUGCCUUCAUGAGAAAGACCCUGGAAUCUGCCGAGGCUAUUUUUCCAGGUAUUUCUACAACAAAGAGACAAAGAAAUGUGAAGUAUUCAAGUAUGGUGGGUGCCUAGGAAACCAGAACAACUUCAAGAAUUUGGAAGAAUGCCAGACUACCUGCGAAGACAACUCAAAUUUAUUACCAAUUGUUCCAGCUGAAGAGCAUCCUAACACUGUGAACAGUAGUUCCCCAGAGGAAGAACCCAACCAGUUUCCUCGAUUGUUUGUCAAUUUGUUGUCAACUGCUCCAAAUGAAAAGUCCAACACUUUGAACAGUAGUUCCCCAAAGGAGGAGCGCAACCAGUUUCCCAUUUUUUUUGAACCACCCCCUAUCCCUUCUUUGUGCAUGACCCCUAUGGACAGAGGACUUUGUAGAGCCAAAGAGUUAAGAUUUUUCUACAACUACUCAACUGGAAGAUGUCGCCCAUUUAGCUACAGUGGUUGUGGUGGGAAUGAAAAUAAUUUCACCUCCAGAAAGUCAUGUUUGAGGAUCUGCAACAAAGGAUUCAAUAAAAAAAAAGGCGAAAGACGACUAAUAAAAAUCAAAAAGAAACGAAAAAAACAGUCGGUAAAGGCUCUGGGCAAGGAAAUCAUCCCUGAAAGAAUACAACUUUGA